GAUUUUUUAUCUGGCAACACUGGUAUUUAUCACCGCGCUUUUUGCUUGCCGCAUUUUUUGUGUUAGAAUUCUUGUUGUUCAUUUAUUUAAUGUGAGUAAUAUAAAACGGAUUGCGGAAUAAUGGCGGCCCUCAGCAAUCUGAAGCAGUGUCCGCCGUUAUCCACGCAGCCGGACUUGGCCCUGCGGCACAAUCACAUUCCGGAGCUGGAGCGCUAUCCGCGGAUAAACCUGACAGGCGAACUGCAGGCCAAUCCCGCGGGCCAGCGGUUCUACGGCGGCCAGAGCUUUGUGCCGGUGGACGAGGGCGUCCUCAAGCGGAUCACGCGCACUUUCUUCGACGGGGGCUUCUGGGAGUCGCUGGCUGAGGCGCGGAGCGCCAAGACCCGGGAGCAGGCGCCACUGGUGGCCCAGGCGGGCGAUCUGAUUGCCCGGCUCCUCGGCCUGGCCACCGGAUUGAAGCUGAGGAUAUUUCCGCACACCCAGCAGCUCAGUGCGGAGCGGAUAGCGCAGUUCGUGGAGACCAGGGAUUGGCUGAACAGCGAUGUGCGAUUCCUCGCCUGGAACUGGCACUUCUUCAACCUGGCCGUUGCCGGCGUGGACGAUGUGGUGCGCAUCUACUGCAAGAACUCAAACGCCGCCUCCGCCACUGUCUUAAAGAGCGCCAGUCAAACGCAGAUCACUUGCAUGGCCUGGCGACCGCUCUGCGCCGCGGAGAUCGUGAUUGGGUGUCGGCAGGGCCUGUGCUUCUGGGAAGUGGACAGCAGCCUGCACAUGGGACGCACCAAUGCGCCCAGCAAGGCAUUCCAGCAUCCCGCCAAUCUGCCAGUGACCUCGCUGCAGUGGAACAAGGACGGCACCCAGCUGGCCACCGCCUCCAUUGGCGAUCGCGCCAUCAUCAUCUGGCAGCCGGACAACGGCACGAUGCAGCCGCUGAAGCGCCUGGGUCCGCCCGGCUCGCUGCUCAAGUGGUCACCGGACAACGACUGGCUGUUCGCGGCCACCGUGGACCGGGUGUUCCGCGUGUGGAACUGCCAACGGCAGUGGACCGCCGAGCGGUGGGUGUGCGGCCCCGGCGGUUAUGUGCAGGCGGCCUGCUGGUCGCCCUGCGGUCGCUUCCUGCUCUUCGUCAGCAGCGCCGAGCCGAUCCUCUAUCGCCUGCAGUUCGUGCAGCAGAGUCUGCUCUCCUCUUCGGCGGAUGAGAAGGAGAUCCUGCCCAUCGCCGACCUGAAUGCCUGCAGCAUCGAUGCGAACCGCACGCUGAUUGGUGGUCCCGCCCAGCAGUUGGCCUGGGAUCCGCACGGCAACUACCUGGUGGUCACGUUCAAGUCGACCAACUGCAUCGCCGUCUUCCGCACCUUCGUCCAGAAGUUCGACCUGCAGAUCUCGGCGGCCUAUUAUCUGAGUGGGGAGACGGCGGCCGAGCAUCCCAGCUUCGUUUGCUUCCAGCCCCUCUACAGGGAUAACGAUCGGUCCGUGCUGACCAUCGCCUGGUCGUCCGGGCGCAUCCAAUACUAUGCCUUCGACUGAUCCUUACUUUGUAAUAUUUUAUUUGAUUUGGUUUUUGUAAGCGUUAAUACACAGAUAAACAGGA
This is a messenger RNA of Drosophila elegans, 1591 nucleotides long. RefSeq names its product aladin. The record is from RefSeq and is a predicted model, not a curated record. NCBI's taxonomy places the organism in Eukaryota, Metazoa, Arthropoda, Insecta, Diptera, Drosophilidae. The transcript is spliced from 5 exons. Gene Ontology annotation, biological process: nucleocytoplasmic transport. The coding region runs from base 121 to 1527 and encodes 468 amino acids. Gene Ontology annotation, cellular component: nuclear pore. Gene Ontology annotation, molecular function: protein binding.